AUGUCCCUCAAGCCCGGAGAUUCCUUCCCCAACGACGUCGUCUUCCAGUACGUCCCCUGGACCGAGGAAAAGGGCGACAUCGCCGCCUGCGGCAUCCCCAUCCCUUACAACGCCUCUAAAGAAUGGGCCGAUAAGAAGGUGGUCCUGUUCGCCGUUCCUGGCGCUUUCACCCCCACCUGCUCCGUCAGCCACGUCCCCGGAUACAUCAAGAACCUGCCCGCACUGCAGGAAAAGGGUGUCCAGGUCGUUGCUGUCGUUGCAUCUAAUGACCCCUUCGUCAUGAGCGCCUGGGGAAAAGCUAAUAAGGUGAAGGGUGAUGACAUUCUGUUCCUCUCCGACCCCGACGCCAAGUUCUCGAACAGCAUCGGCUGGGCCAGCAACGGUCGCACCGGUCGCUAUGCGAUUGUCAUUGAUCAUGGCAAGGUGACUUACGCUCAGAUCGAGACUAAGAAGGGCGUUGUGGAGGUGUCGGGCGCCGAGGCUGUCUUGGCUCACCUGUGA
Messenger RNA from Aspergillus bombycis, 501 nucleotides. Its product is annotated as peroxiredoxin family protein. The record is from RefSeq and is a predicted model, not a curated record. Gene Ontology annotation, molecular function: thioredoxin peroxidase activity. Bases 1 to 501 code for a protein of 166 amino acids. Gene Ontology annotation, biological process: hydrogen peroxide catabolic process; cell redox homeostasis; cellular response to oxidative stress. Lineage: Eukaryota; Fungi; Ascomycota; Eurotiomycetes; Eurotiales; Aspergillaceae. The transcript is spliced from 5 exons. Gene Ontology annotation, cellular component: mitochondrion; cytoplasm; peroxisome.